Molecule: messenger RNA, 357 nt
Organism: Perca flavescens (yellow perch)
Lineage: Eukaryota; Metazoa; Chordata; Actinopteri; Perciformes; Percidae
Product: dispanin subfamily A member 2b-like
Cellular component (GO): plasma membrane
Source: RefSeq, a predicted model, not a curated record
AUGAAUCCUCUAGGUCACCCGGCUGAGAAUGACAACAUCAUCUGGUCUCUGCUCUUUUUCUACUCAAACCCCUGCUGCCUCGGGCUGGCGGCUCUCAUCUUCUCUAUCAAGGCCAGAGACCGGAAGGUGGCUGGAGAUCUGGAGGGUGCCCGACACUACGGCUCCACUGCCCGCUGCCUCAACAUCUGGGCCACAGUCCUGGUUUCCAUCAUUGUCCUUAUUACCAUUAUUACGAUUGUCGUGAUUCUACAGUUGUCCUGAAGUUACAGCCGCUACCACCCAUAAAAUUACAAUAACAAUUACAAUUCCAGAGGCAAAAUUUGAAAUGCAGUAGUAUUAAAGUUGCUGCUGCUGUGG